GUUAGCACUUCAACCGCACGCCCAUUUGAUUCGCCGCCGUCCCUUCUCAUCUCCUCCCCACGGCUAACGCCACCACCUCCAUUCCCACGUUACAAUUGGAGGGAAUUUCCUUCUGCCGCAAUUGCAGAUUUUAUCCUAGCUGCGUGUGUACCGCUUCCCUUCUAAUUUCGCAAACCUUGAGGUCUUGGUUUCUCUCUCUAGAAACCACACCCACACACUCAUUGUGUGGGGGAGAUAGAUAAAUAGAUAGCUGAUGGAUUUCCAAGUUGUUGUGUUAGCAGGCGGGUUUUCGAAGAACCUAGUGCCACUUGUUUCCAAGGAGGUGCCAAAAGCUCUUCUGCCAGUUGCAAACCAGCCAGUUAUUUUGUAUGUUCUGGAACUGCUUGAUCAAAACGACCUCAAAAAUGCUAUUGUGGUUGUUGAAGGAGAGAGCGCGGCUCUUUUGAUCAGUUCCUGGAUUUCUAUCAAUUUUGUUGACCGACUACAUGUUGAGGUCAUUGCAGUUCCAGAGGAUGUUGGUACAGCUGGUGCUCUUAGAGCUAUCGAUCACCGCUUGACUGCAAAAGACAUCUUGGUUAUGAGUGGUGAUUUGGUAACUGAGAUACCACCUGGGGCGGUGGCAGCCACACAUAGACGUCAUGAUGCAGUAGUUACUGCAAUGCUUUGUCCAGUUCCUGUUAGUGGGUUGUCAGAAUCAGGGUCAUCGAGUGGCAAGGACAAAUCUAAGAAAACAAACCGCUAUAAUAUUGUGAGCCUUGAUCCGACGAAGCAGUUCUUAUUGCAUAUAGCAGCUGGAGCUGAAGUUGACAAAGAUGUUCGAGCUCAAAAGAGCAUUCUUCGAGCAGUUGGCAUGAUGGAAAUUCGUUCUGAUCUAAUUGAUACUCACAUGUAUGCAUUCAAGAGAUCUGCUCUGCAAGAUGUUCUAAAUCAGAAAGAAAAUUUUCUAAGUCUGAGACGCGAUGUAUUGCCAUAUCUUGUUAGGUCUCAGUUGAGAUCUGAAUUAUCAUCAAACGGAGUGCAAUCGGACGAAAAUAGCAAUGGCCAGAAUGGUCCCCAGGACAGUAAAAUUGUGCUAUCUCAACUUCUGGCUAAUUCAUCUACACCAAAUUUUCAUGAAAUCUAUGCGUUGGGUCUGGCUGGGUCUGCUCCUAUGAGGAAAACACAUAAAUGCUGUGUUUAUGUUGCAAACAAGAGCAACUAUUGUGCACGGAUGAACUCCAUUCAAGCUUUUACUGACAUAAAUCGAGAUGUAGUAGGAGAAGCUAGUCAUCUAUCAGGCUAUACUUUUUCUGCCCAGAAUAACAUAAUUCAUCCAUCAGCUGUACUUGGAUCUAAGACAACGGUGGGACCACAAUGCAUGCUGGGUGAAGGUUCACAAAUGGGCGACAAAAGUAGUGUGAAGAAGUCUGUAAUUGGUCGCCAUUGUCGAAUAGGCUCAAAUGUGAAGAUUGUCAACUCUGUUGUUAUGAACCACGUUUCCAUUGCGGAUGGUUGCUCUAUUCAAGGGUCUAUUAUUUGCAGCAAUGUACAGAUCCAAGAGCGUGUCGUGUUGAAGGAUUGUCAGGUAGGAGCAGGUUUCGUAGUGAGUGCAGGGGGUGAAUACAAGGGGGAAGCCUUGGCGAAGAAGGAAAAGUUCUAGUCGCUCGUUUAGUUGUGCAAGGUCUUGAUAGCCCUCUUGUGUGCUGUUGCCACUGCUCCUUCUGUGUUGCUUCAAGAGUGGGCCAAUUUUGGAUUUGGAAUGAACUAGUACUUGACAAUUGUUGUUGAUUUUUGGAUUUUGAGCUGAGAGUAGUCACAGUUACAGGGAUAGCAUGUGAAAUUGUUGGUGAAGUGCAUUUGUUGUACAUUGAGAAUCUUGUGCCAUAAGUCUUUGCAUCUUUAACAAAGGAGGGGCUAUAUCAUUCA
Salvia hispanica is the source of this 1905-nucleotide messenger RNA. RefSeq names its product transferases/nucleotidyltransferase. Lineage: Eukaryota; Viridiplantae; Streptophyta; Magnoliopsida; Lamiales; Lamiaceae. Gene Ontology annotation, cellular component: eukaryotic translation initiation factor 2B complex; guanyl-nucleotide exchange factor complex. Gene Ontology annotation, biological process: biosynthetic process; cytoplasmic translational initiation. Gene Ontology annotation, molecular function: guanyl-nucleotide exchange factor activity; translation initiation factor activity. The record is from RefSeq and is a predicted model, not a curated record.